Messenger RNA from Staurois parvus, 491 nucleotides. NCBI's taxonomy places the organism in Eukaryota, Metazoa, Chordata, Amphibia, Anura, Ranidae. The record is from the annotation of a GenBank genome assembly.
GAUGUCAUAUGAUGUCCUACCAUUCUCACUGCGCGUGCGCGGCUCAGGGAGCGUGCAGCACGGCGAUUGCCGUGCGACACAGCGGAUCACAAAAAGAGCCGAAGAUCUGUGUCCAAUCAGAGCUGAUCACAUGGGACAUGUACACUGAUCAUCAGGGCACUGAUGAUCAGUGUGCCCUGAUGAUCAGUGUGGCCCCAGAAGUGCCACCUGUCAGUGCUCAUCAGUGCCAGUGCCCAUCAGUGCCACGUGCCAGUGCCCAUCAGUGCCACAUCAAUGCCACAUAUCAGUGCCCAUCUGAGCUGCCUUUCAAUGUCACACAUCAGUGCCAGUCAGUGCCGCUAAUCAGUGCCACCUAUCAGUGCCAGUCAGUGCCGCCUAACAGUGCCAGCCAGUGCUGCCUAUCAGUGUCAUAUAUCAGUGCUGCCUUUCAGUGCCUAUCAGUGAUGCCUGUCAAUGCCCAUCAGUGCAACCUACCAGUGCCUCCUCAUCAG